GUGGCUGGCGGCACCGCCACCGCCACCAGCCGGAGGCCGGGCGUCCGCGCUUCUGCGGCAGGAAAGGGCAGCCGGGCGCACUAUACCCUCUCCUCCUCCCCGCCCUCCGUGCAGCUCGGCAGCCUUUGCCAAGAUGUCUCGGAAGCUCGGCUGCAACCCCUGGCUCCUUUUCACUGCGUGCGCCCACCUCUUCUUCCUUCUGCUGCUGCUCCGAACCCGGGCUUUUGCUCUAAGUGUAGUUCCUGAAGCUGCAGAAGAUGAGACUGAGCCACCAAUGCUGCAGAAGUCUGAAAAAAGUGUAAAAAUUAGUAAAAUAAGCAGAGAGUUAAAAGACAUUGUAUUUAUCAUCCAGAGUCAAAGUAAUUCUUUUCAUUCCAUGAGAUCAGAAGAUCUGAAGAGAGAUAUUUUACAGCAGGCUGCAGAUCUUGGAAAGGAAUUGCCUGUAGUUCUGCUUAUUCAUCAGAUGGACAGGCAUGAAGGUGCAUGGACAAUAUUACCAUUAUUGAGAGACUUCUCUGUUACCUAUGGUAAGAACUCCUCAUGGAUUUUCUUCUGUGAAGAAGAUACGAGAAUACGAGUUGUAAAGCUCCUUGAAACACUUGGAAGAUAUGACUGCUCUAAGGAGUGGUUUUUAGGUAAAGCAUUAUAUGAUGAAGAAUCUACAAUAAUUCACCAUUAUGCCUUUGCUGAAAAUCCUACAGUCUUUAAAUUUCCAGAUUUUGCUGCUGGUUGGGCACUUAGCAUUCCCCUUGUUAACAAGCUUGCAAAGAAGUUGAAAAGUGAACCACUCAAAUCAGACUUUACCAUAGAUUUAAAGCAUGAGAUUGCCCUCUAUAUUUGGCAGAAAGGGGAAGGACCACAUCUUACUCCAGUGCCUGAGUUUUGCACAGAUGAUGUGAGCUCACAGAGGGCUGACCAUUGUGCAACAACAUUCAGUAAUUUUUUGCCACUUUGUGGAGAGCCAGUGAAAAAGGAAGAUGUUUUUGUUGCUGUAAAAACAUGUCAGAAAUUUCAUGGAGACAGAAUACCAGUUGUAAAGCAGACUUGGGAAAAAGAAGCUGCCCUUAUUGAAUACUACAGUGAUUAUGCAGACAUCUCCAUUCCUACUAUAGAUUUAGGCAUACCUAAUACUGACAGAGGUCACUGUGGGAAAACUUUUGCCAUUUUGGAAAGGUUUUUGAAUAAUAGCUCUGCCAGAACUCCUUGGUUAGUCAUAGUGGAUGAUGACACACUGAUAAGUAUCUCCAGGCUCCGAAAACUGCUCAGCUGCUAUGACCCACAGGAACCAGUGUUUCUAGGAGAGCGUUAUGGCUACGGCUUGGGAACAGGAGGAUACAGUUACAUCACUGGUGGUGGAGGGAUGGUUUUCAGCAGAGUAGCUGUUCAGAAACUACUUACUAGUAAGUGCCGGUGUUACAGCAUGGAUGCACCUGAUGAUAUGGUCCUUGGGAUGUGUUUCAGUGGCUUGGGAAUCCCUAUAACACAUAGUCCACUUUUCCAUCAGGCACGGCCGAUGGACUACCCGAAGGACUACCUGUCUCACCAAAUUCCAGUGUCAUUUCACAAGCAUUGGAAUAUUGAUCCAGUGAAAGUAUAUUUCACGUGGCUUGCACCAAACACAGAAGAGUCAUUGAAAGGAAAGAAAGUUGGAUAUAACAGAGAGGAUUUAUAAAGACAAGAAUGGAAGUGUUGAUUAAUGUACUCCAGAUGAGAGACGGUCACUACUGUGAUUUUUGUGUUCAUCUUUUCAUGACAUGUAAGACAAUCUUUUGUUCCUUCAGAGCAAUGGAAGGUGACACUUAAUUGACUUUUGGAUUCUUUGUUACACGUGGUUUCUUUCUAAAAAGUUUUUGGGCUUUGUGUACCAUUGAAUCUGACACACAUUUUAAAUGUCUUGUGUAACUUGGUCUGUGUUCUGGUUUGGACUUUGAGUCACACCUCUUCAAUCAUCCUUCCUUUGUUCUCUCUAAAACUCAAGUGAUUUAUUUGAGAACCUAAUAUUGAGCAUGUUUCAAACAGCUGUUGAAAAUCAUCUCUCAUUGACCUACAGAAAAACAUUCUCUAAAGGUUCUUGAUAAAUCAGAGAGCAAAAUGGUGUGGAGGCUAUGUGCAUUUCCACUCAUUUCAGACAGAAAUAUUGUAGUUUCCUGGGAUAAAUGGACCAAGCAUAAACCACUGUUGUACCUUCACAUUUUUUAGCAUUUUUGAGAAAUGUUGUGCUCAAAAUGGGAGGUUAAGGACAGGGAUUUCCUUAGUGGCCACGGGAGGUCACUGUGGCUCCUUUAGAAACCUAAGUCACCGUGUAUCUAUUUGGCAAGUAUAAACGUGACUCUUAAGGUGUUCUGCAGAACUAACACUUCAGUAUUUCUGAUGUGUGCAUUUCAAUAGUAUAUGGAUGCUAGCUUUAAUAUUCUGUAGUAUUCCUAAUUUAUAUCAUCAAGAUAAGUGAUUUUAUGCAUACAACAUGUAAAGGCAGAUUCAUAUUUUAAAAGAUCUUGAUGUUUUUUUCUUUGAGUAAUUCAGAUUUGUAAAAAUGUUUGUACAAAAACUGGCUUUAGUGUGUUUUAAACUAAUUUUUAUACUGUAAAAUGGCUCCUUUUACGAUGACACUAUAUGGCAAUUGUAUGCUGUUAUUUGACUUGGCUUGCUAGAUUGUAACCAAAUACAGGGUCUUAAAGCCAUACUGCUGCAGUAAUUUUUUAUUUUGUUUUCCUUUAGUAGGUUAAAAACUGAUUCCACUACAAGGUAAUGCAAUAUUUCCUCUUGAGUCAAGGUAGGGGAGCCACUGAUUGCUGUUUCAGUAAUUACUGAGGUUGUAUAAAUAUUUGUUUGUGAAUAUAGCUUGUGGAAUUUUAAGCACUUGUAUAGCAAGCACAUAUUCAUAAUAGAUUCAAAUUCUGAUUAAAUGGGAGCAAUCCAUGUUACAUCUUUUUUUCUUCUCACUAUCAGUGCCUUAAACAGUAGACAUUUUACUGAUACCAGGACUAGUUCUCUGGUACAGUUGGUGGAUUGUUAAUUAUGUUUGCUGUUUAGAAACUGUGAGAGCUGAGAGCUGAAUAAAAACAUUC
This is a messenger RNA of Calypte anna (Anna's hummingbird), 3068 nucleotides long. RefSeq names its product beta 3-glucosyltransferase (gene B3GLCT). NCBI's taxonomy places the organism in Eukaryota, Metazoa, Chordata, Aves, Apodiformes, Trochilidae. Bases 134 to 1672 code for a protein of 512 amino acids. Gene Ontology annotation, cellular component: membrane. The record is from RefSeq and is a predicted model, not a curated record. Gene Ontology annotation, molecular function: acetylglucosaminyltransferase activity. The transcript is spliced from 15 exons.